AUGUGUAUGCGAGUUUCGCCAGCUGAUUCCGGCAACAGCGGAAUCUUAUUUGUUGGAUUCAAUCAAGACUAUGGAUGUUUUGCAGUUGGUAUGCAAAAUGGAUUUAGAAUUUUUAAUUCCGACCCUUUAAAACAAUUAGAACGUUAUGAAUUCGAUAUCCGUGAUGGAACUGGUGUAGGCUAUAUGGAAAUGUUAUUCCGUACAAAUCUACUGGAAAUUACUUGUGCAACAGAUGUUCGAGGUAUUCGUUUAAGACAUGAUCGAAUAAUAAUUAUCCUUGUAAAUGCCAUCAAAGUGUACACUUUCAGUCCAUCACCGCAAUUAGUUUUCGAGUCAAAAACAUGUUCAAAUCCUUUAGGAUUAUGUUAUGUAUGCCAAAGUGUUGAUAAUCCAUUGGUUGUAUUCCCCGGCCGUCGACCCGGUACUGUUCUACUUGUACAUAUUGGAAAUACUAGUGGCAAUGUGAUUGUGAACAAUAAUAAUAUGAAUAUGAACAGUACUCCUAUGAGUGGUAGUACCAGUAAUCUGAGUAAUAUGAAUACAAAUAUUGGAGGUUCAAGUUCUUCUUCUACUAAUAUUACUACUACCACACCUAUUAGUAGUACAAUGUGUCCAUCAUCAACAAAUGCAACAAAUAUGCCACCGAGACAAAUUGUCGCACAUGAAAACCCUCUGGCAUCGAUUAGUUUAAAUCGUGAUGGUUAUCUAAUGGCGACAGCAUCACAGAAAGGCACUUUAAUACGUGUCUUUUCAACAAAAGACUGUAGUCUACUGCAUGAGCUACGACGGGGGACUAGUCAAGCUACAAUUACUUCAUUAUCAUUUAAUAAAGAUAGUGAUUUGUUGUGUGUCACGAGUGAACGUGGUACAGCGCACAUCUUCUGUUUGGCGAAAGAUACUACUUCUGCUUCUUCUUCUUCUUCUGCGUUAUCGUCUUCAUCGAAUCUGCGUAAUACACCGACUGGAGGAGGGAAUAGUCCUCAUUUUAUAAAAUCUACAGGAUCCGGUUCUGGUAAGCUUUUUCCACGUUCUCUAUUUUCUAAUACAAGCCAUGUACGAUGUGUUUUGGAGACUAAAUUCAAGGCAAUAUGCGCCUUCAGUGUUGUCAGUCCUGAUACACUAAUUGUUUUAGCUGCUGAUGGUUCCUAUUACAAGUAUACAUUUACAGCGAAUGGUACUGUAACACGUGUAACAUUUGUGAAUUUUCUAGACUUCUACGAUGAUGAAACAGAUUUCUAA
Molecule: messenger RNA, 1239 nt
Organism: Trichobilharzia regenti
Lineage: Eukaryota; Metazoa; Platyhelminthes; Trematoda; Strigeidida; Schistosomatidae
Source: the annotation of a GenBank genome assembly